UUCCUUCUGGUUCUCGUGUCACUUUGACCUCACCCAAGACCCGGAUAACAUGAUUGAAGUGCUGUGGACAGUCAACGGCAACAACACCUGGAAAAAGCUCUUCCUAGACCCUGAUCGAGUAGCCUACCUGGAUGGCUCCUUUCUGAAAGCUCACUUGGGCUCAACUAUCGGAUGCAAAGUGCGGUCCAACUACCGUGGGAGCCAAUAUGCAAGCCCAUGGCUGUCAAGUAACACCUACUGGGUGGGACUGCAGACAGAACCUUCUCGCUUGGAAAUCAGCGAGAAAGAAGAACUUCGCAAUGUCCUUCUCACGUCCACCAUUCCGAUUUUGUGUAGCAGCCCUCGAGACGGAGGGUGUUGUCUCUCCUUGAGGCUGGACGUGGAAGGUUCUCGACAGAAUCUGGUGACGGCUGGUGACUGUGAAUACAAGCUGUGCGCCAGGGAAAACGUGUCUGACUCAGCUUCUGUCAACAUCCCGCUGAUGGCAGUCAGGGAUCUCAUUGAUGAUGGAGAUGUUGAGCUUCUGUUGAGCUUCCAGGUGAUCCAGGCAGAAGAUGGAGACCUGAAUCCGUUAGUGUUUGAGGGCUACAGAGCUCUUACCACCAAUAUCACUGUGCGGGAUGUAGAGAUACCAUCCUGCUCGUGGACAGGAGACUCACACGUUCAUGGCUUCGAGUCGUCCCUGUCUUUUAACCUGUAUAAUGUUGGUGACUACACAAUGUAUGAAAAUCCGAGCAGAGCCUUUGAGAUCCAGGCUCGCACGUGGCCUUGCAAUGGCGGAAAUGUCACGUGCGUAUGUGGAAUCGCCAUCAGAGAACUCAAUGAGAUCAUUCGUAUUGACCAGUGCGAUCAGCCCUACGGAAGUCCUCACACGUCACCACUAGUCACGGUGUACUCGCAACCUCUGAGAGAUGGAACAGUCAUACUGCGAUCUUCAGAUGGGAGUAAAAUCGUUGUGAACCUGCCGUCAGGAACUGGAAUCAGUGUCGACGCUCGAAGGUGGGGGCUGAACGUACACCUGCUGGCCUCACCUGUGGACGAAGGUAAAGGUCGAGGUGUGUGCGGCACCUUUGACGGCGACCCGCUGAACGAGUUCACGCACCGCAACGGCUACGUGGACAGCAGCAGCCUUCUUCCCAUCAACUUCACCGAGUCUUGGAGAAACAACAAAACGCAAAGUCUGUUCAAAUCUCUCCCACCAAAAGUAAUCGAGCCCGAUGCGACCAAAUAUUGUUCUUGCGAUACCGGAAGUGGUGAUGUGACGAGAAGCAACUGCACCAGCAGGCGACAUGUGUCCAGCGCUGCCUUCAAUUGUCCAAACUGCCCCGACAUUACCGACAGACUAACAGUUGUUGCGGGAGGUGCUCUCAAUGCCACUGACCUCGAUGAACAGGAUGCCAGGUUCGAACCCGACAAUUUCACAGACUUUCAGCCUGCAAAUCCAACAUGGCCGACAUCCAGCAACCUGACGGAAGAACAGUCAAGGGUCAAAUGUCAGGAAGGUCUGCGUAGCUCACAGCUGUGGACUCACUGUCAGAGUAUUCAGAAGAUAGUCGACAGCUAUCAGCAAGACUGUGUUGCUGAUAUUUUGUUUGGCGACACCUAUGACCUAGUCGAGUCUGCCACGGCCUCGUUCAGCGAGGAAUGUCAAACAGAGCUCAGCAAGGAUCCGGACAACUACGUCACUUCCUCCACAGGAGAAAUCGUCAUGAAGGCGGAACUUUCCGCCGACCUCUGUGGCGCCACCUGUCUCCGGCAUGGAACCUGCAACAUGGGGGCACUGCGUCUGCAACACUGGCUACACGGGAGACAACUGUCACCUUCUUGAAGGCCAGGGACCGCAACUUUCCAGAAUCCGAAACUCCAACGCUUGUGACGUCAAUGAGCGGCCAUGUCGGAAGGUCUUCAUUGACGUCACUAACAUCGCCCUCACGGACCAACUGAAGUGUAGGGUACAGGAAGUCCUGGUGAGUGCUUGUCAUGACAGCUCCGUGCUUAUGUCAGUGACAUAACAAGUCCACGCUACCAUGAAAUGUAAAUGAUAUGAUUGGCAAACAUUUGGGUCAUGUCAGUGUCAUGACACACACACAAAAACUUUGUCUACAAUGUCCUUCUACAAUUUGGAUUUUUCCAUCCUUUUUGUACUCCAGUUAAUUUGAUUCAACAGUCGAACAUUAAGACAAU
Molecule: messenger RNA, 2184 nt
Organism: Pomacea canaliculata
Lineage: Eukaryota; Metazoa; Mollusca; Gastropoda; Architaenioglossa; Ampullariidae
Product: von Willebrand factor D and EGF domain-containing protein-like
Exons: 13
Coding region: 50-1828 (592 amino acids)
Source: RefSeq, a predicted model, not a curated record